AAUGGCGAAGAGCUUAUUGGCUGUGACAUUAACUUGUCCAAAGCUCAAUAAUAACAACGUCACUAAAGUCAUAUUGCCAACAGAACACACCCAGACGAUACACAGCGUAUAUCUAGCAGUGCACAACAAGGAUGUUCCGUGCGAGUAUUCAGCAAGGUGCUCGACUGCUAUCGAAGCUGAUGGGUUCCAAGUCUCCAAGGAGAUGACAUUGGCAGACCUAAAUGCUGUGGCCGACAUGCGGGCAGUGGCAUGUCAUUGUGCAAUGGAGCCUGGAAAAAUUCCUUCGUCCUAUGAGUCUGGAAAACACCCUGCAGCUGCUAUUGUUAAUGCCUUUCAAAUACUCAUGGAUGGUGAAAAGGUCAAGAUUAAAAUGAAAUCUACCAGAUGAUCACCAGUGCCCUUUGGUGUCUGACAAAUCACCAUCUCACCAUAAAUGACGCAGCCAAAACAUCUAGAGAUGCCAUACCAGUGCCAGAACUGAUUGCGCAAUUCCAAGGCUUUAAUGAUUUAAAAAGGAAAAAAAAAUGAAAAGUCAACCACUUCAGCAAGCAGAGUGUGACAGUCAUGCAAAUGCUUUAAUGAAUAUUAUUACAAGACCGAUAUUUCAAAGCGAUGUUCAUUGGCAGCAGUUCAAGGAAGAGGUUGAGUGUCAGGCAAAGUGUCUUGUUCACUAUAAAAUAUAUUUAGAAAACAAACUAAAAAGUCAAACACACAGACACGAUCAGCUAAACCCUCCUAGAACUGUUGGAAAUGACAUCUCUGUAGAAUUUCGGGCCAAAACUCCUUUUGUGUAUAAGAAAUAUAAGUUGUUUGAUGAGGAUGACAAAAGCUGUGAUUUUCUGAAUCCCAUACUGUUUGAUGAA
Messenger RNA from Mya arenaria, 863 nucleotides. RefSeq lists its product as uncharacterized. Bases 2 to 388 code for a protein of 128 amino acids. The transcript has 3 exons. NCBI's taxonomy places the organism in Eukaryota, Metazoa, Mollusca, Bivalvia, Myida, Myidae. The record is from RefSeq and is a predicted model, not a curated record.